UGUGGGGCGCCCGCGGUCACAGUCGUCCCCCGGCGCUCCUCGAGGGCCAGCGUCGCCGGCCUGCGUUCCCCCGCGGGACCCCCGCGCCAAGGACCCGCCCCGCUGCGCGCUCCCCACCGCCCAGGGGACUUUGGCCGCGGGAUGCUUUGAUCUCUUGGACGGUGAACCCUUAAGGUAGUGGCUACAGUUUCACCUGUUGGUUUGCAGCCAUGUAUCACGAACGAACUACUGGUAAAGGGUCUUCUAUUCCCAUGGAACUUUACCAGCAGCCUCCACGACUUCUCAUCGUGCACAUUGCUCUACCAUCCUGGGCUGGCAUUUGCUCCAACCUCUGUGAGGCUCUGCAGAACUUUUUCUCUCUAGCCUGUAGUUUGAUGGGCCCUAGCCGUAUGUCCCUAUUCAGCGUGUAUGUGGUACAAAAUCAGCAUGAGUGCAUCCUGCCCUUUGUGCAAGUGAAAGGGAACUUUGCUAGAUUGCAGGCCUGCAUCUCAGAGCUCCGUAUGCUACAGAGAGAAGGUUGUUUCAGGCCGCAAGACACUUCUCUGCGGCUGGCAGUAGAGGAUGGGCUCCAGCAGUUCAAACAAUACUGCAGGCAUGUGACCACAGGUGCAGCUCUGACCUACACUUCCAUGGAGAUUACUGUUCUGACUUCUCACCCUGGAAAAGAAGUGGUCAAACAAUUGGAGGAAGGAUUGAAAGAUACAGACCUACUCAGGGUCAGGAGACUUCAGGUCGUUGAGAUCACAAAGGAAAUUCUAGAGUAUAUGGACUCAGCGUCUCCGGUUGAAGAGCCCGCCAACGAUGAAAAUUCUCUACUGGGAACUGAAAUUGACCUUCAGAGUAUAGACAAUGAUGUUGUCAGCAUGGAGAUUUUUUUCAAAGCCUGGCUACAUAACAGUGGAACAGACCAAGAACAUAUCCAUCUUCUUCUUCCUUCACAGUGUUUCAACAACGUUUCCGGACUCAGAGAUAAUACAAUGUGCCUGAAAUGUGAUCUCCAAGAGCGACUCCUCAGCCCAUCCCUGCUCCCAGGCACAGCUGACGGCUUCUCGAGAAUGGAUGACCCCAAAGGAGACUUCAGCACACUCUACCAGAUGGCUUCCCAGCCGUCGGCCUCGCGCUACAAGCUGCAAGUGAUCAAGGCUCUAAAAUCUAGUGGAGUCUGCGAGUCCUUGAUGUAUGGACUCCCGUUCAUCCUCAGACCCACAAGCUGUUGGCAGCUAGACUGGGAUGAGCUGGAGACAAACCAGCAGCAUUUCCAUGCUUUGUGUCACAGCCUGAUGAAAAGAGAAUGGCUGUUGUUGGCCAGAGGGGAGCCCCUGAGUCUAGGACAUGGCCAGAGAGCCCCAGCCAGCACCUUCUAUGUGAUCAUGCCAUCCUGCUCCCUCACUCUGCUCGUGAAGGCGGUGGCCACGCGGGAGCUGCUCCUGCCCAGCCCCUUCCCCCAGCUAUCUGAGGACCCACCUGAUGACAGCCUCAGGAUUGUGGAGAGCAUGCUGGACAGCCUGGAGUUGGAGCCCACCUACAACCCCUUGCAGGUGUGGAGCCACCUGUACUCACACCUGAGCAGCACCUUUGCCAAGCCUCAAGGGCGGCCCCACCCAAACUGGGAGAGCCGGGCCAGGAGAAAGGCUGGGCAGUUGCAGACUCACCGAGUUCGAGCCACAGUGGCCCCCUUGCCUAUGACUUCAGUGCCAGGCAAAACCCACAAGAUGCCAGCAGCCAGCAAAACUUCCUUGGAAGACCUCUUCCUGCCUUCUGAGCAGCAGGAGAACAAGUAGUCCUUGGGGCCCUAAGUCCCCAGUGGCAGAGCCCAACUGCCCUGCUAACCUGUUCCAUGCUAAGACUCACACAAUCAGUGGUCAGACCUGCCUUCUAUCCAUCUGAGCCUCUGUGGGCUGCAGGUGACUGGGAGACAGAGCCUUCCUCUCCUGUUGUCAGUGCUGCCACUGCACCACCCUCAGGCCAGCAGAGCCUGCCUUGCUCCAGCGAGGACUCUCUUUUUCUUUUGAAUCAUUUGAUAAUGCUAUUACAGAUGCAGAUUAAACACCCAGAAAGCCUCUGCCAUUGUUAGGAGCAUUCCCUGCCCAGAAUUUCUCUCUCUGUGUAUGAACAGGUGGAUGAGGUCAGGUCACCCUUGGGAAAGUAGGCCUCAGGAACAAGGGUCAGCUUUUCAGAGCUCAAGAAAAACAAGUAGGAUUGAAAUCCAAGCCUCAUUGUGCAGCUGGUGCCCUCCGCAGUACACACACCACAUGGCAGGGUCCUUCAGCCUCCAAAAGACAAAGGCUUGGUGCUUGGAACCUACAUGCAAAGUGUGUAGCUGGGUGGGGAGUUGUGCUAUCAUAUAGUCGAAAACAGAGAAGCCGGUGUGAAAAAGACGAUUCCCUUCCUCUUCUCCUCUCCCUACACCCACCCACUUUCCCAUCAGCUCUGUCCAUCCACAGAAUAAUGCCUACCAUUUAUAAAACACUUACUCUGGGGCUAGCAGGUAGUGUGGUGGUUGAGGUGCUGGAUUCCCACCUGGC
Tupaia belangeri chinensis (Chinese tree shrew) is the source of this 2525-nucleotide messenger RNA. It is a transcript of the gene M1AP, whose product is annotated as meiosis 1 associated protein. Gene Ontology annotation, biological process: meiosis I; spermatogenesis; male meiosis chromosome separation. Bases 210 to 1781 code for a protein of 523 amino acids. The transcript has 10 exons. The record is from RefSeq and is a predicted model, not a curated record. Lineage: Eukaryota; Metazoa; Chordata; Mammalia; Scandentia; Tupaiidae.